AUGCAAAGCAAAGCAAGCAAACCCAAGCCAUAUAAACCAAUCCAAUCCAAUCACAACAAAGACAAACAAAGCCAAACCAAACAAACCCAAGCCAAGCAAGCAAAACCAAGCCAAAGCAAGCAGACCCAAGCCACAGAAAACCAAGCCAAGCAAGCCAAACCAAGCCAAGCAAGCAACCAAGCCAAAGCAAGCAAACCCAAGCCACAGAAACCCACCCCAAGCCAAGCAAGCAAAACCAAGCCAAGCAAGCAAAACCAAGCCAAAGCAAGCAGACCCAAGCCACAUAAACCAACCAAAACCAAGCCAAACCCAAGCAAACAAAACCAAGCAAGCAAGCAGACCAAGCCCACAAGCAACCAAGCCACACAACAAAACAAGCCAAACCCAAGCCAACCCCAAACCAAAGCCAAGCAAACAAAACCAAGCCAAAGCAAGCAAACCCAAGCCACACAAACCAAACCAAACCAAACCAAGCCAAACCCAAGCAAAAGCCAAACCAAGCAUAAACCACUAAACCAAGCAAAACAAACCAGCAAAGCAAGCAAACCCAAGCCAAGCCAAAAGCAGGCCAAACCAAGCCAAGCAAACAAAACCAAGCCAAAGCAAGCAGACCCAAGCCCACGAAGCAGACCCCAAGCCCUGAAACAUUAG
Molecule: messenger RNA, 651 nt
Organism: Penaeus vannamei (Pacific white shrimp)
Lineage: Eukaryota; Metazoa; Arthropoda; Malacostraca; Decapoda; Penaeidae
Source: RefSeq, a predicted model, not a curated record